ACAAAUAGCCGCCGCCCCCGUUAUAAAUAGCCGGCGACACCAACCCCGCGUGCUCCUGGUUCUCUUUCUCUUCUCCCUUGCUUGGAGCCACCAACCUUUCCUCCGCUUGGCCAGCCGCAGCUUCCCUGUAACCCUAGCCGCCCGCCCGGCUCGUAAACUCUAUCGACCAGCAAGGGAUGCAGCCCACGACGCGGGAAAUGCAGGCCAUGGCCGCCGCCGGCCAGAUCUCCCUCGAUGACCUCCGCGCGGCCGGCGGCGUGCACGACGACUUCCUCGACCAGAUGCUGGGAGGCCUGCAGCCGUCGGCCUGGCCGCCGGAACUGGCAUCCGCGGCGGGAGCGAAGGCGCCGGGUGGCGGAGCGGAGGCGGAGGGGAUGCACCAGCACCAUCACCAUCACCAUCAGCAGCAACAGUUCGGUGGGGGCUUGUACGACGAGUCCGCGCUGCUGGCGUCGCGGCUCCGGCAGCACCAGAUCAGCGGCGGCGGCGCGGAGUCCGCAGAGGCGGCGACGAAGCAGAUGGUGCUGCAGCAGCUGGCCGAUCUGAGGCACGGCCACCACAUGCUGCUCCAGGGCAUGGGCCGCUCGACGGGCGGCGGCGCCGGCGGCAUGCUCCUCCCGCUCUCCCUCGGCAGCGGCGGAUCGGCCGGCGACGUGCAGGCGCUACUCAAAGCCGCCGCCAAUUCCGCCGGAGGAGAGGCCGCCGGCGUCUUCGGCGGCGCCUUCGCCGGAUCGCUCCAGCAGCAGCAGCAGCAGCAGCAACAUUUCCAGCCGCAUCCACAGUCCCAGCAAACGGCGCCGUUGCCAGGCCAGGGCUUCGGUGGUGGCGGCGGCGCGUCGCAGCCCCAGGCCGGGGCUUCAGGCGGGGCCGCGGCGGCGGCUCCGCCCAGGCAGCGCGUGCGGGCGCGGCGCGGCCAGGCCACCGACCCCCACAGCAUCGCGGAGCGGCUCCGGAGGGAGAGGAUCGCGGAGAGGAUGAAGGCCCUGCAGGAGCUGGUGCCCAACGCCAACAAGACGGACAAGGCGUCGAUGCUGGACGAGAUCAUCGACUACGUCAAGUUCCUGCAGCUCCAAGUCAAGGUGCUGAGCAUGAGCCGGCUAGGUGGCGCCGCUGCCGUCGCGCCGCUCGUGGCCGACAUGUCCUCGGAGGGUCGAGGCGGCGGCGGCGCGCCGCCGGCCGCGGCGGGGAGCGACGGCCUGGCGGUGACGGAGCAGCAGGUGGCCAAGCUCAUGGAGGAGGACAUAGGCACGGCCAUGCAGUACCUGCAGGGGAAGGGCCUCUGCCUCAUGCCCGUCUCCCUCGCCUCCGCCAUCUCCUCCGCGACGUGCCACAUGCGCCCGCCGGUGGGCGGGCUCGGGGUCGCCGCCGCCGCGCACCACAUGGCCGCCAUGCGCCUGCCGCCGCCCGGCAUCAACGGCGGCGCCGCCGACGCGGCGGCGGCCGUGCCGGCCUCCCCGAGCAUGUCCGUGCUCACGGCGCAGUCGGCCAUGGCCAACGGCGCCGGCGGGGCCAACGGCGCCGGCGGGGCCGAUGGCGAGGGCUCGCACUCGCACCACCACCAGCAGCAGCAGCAGCAGCCGCCGCCCAAGGACGCCGCGUCCGUGUCCAAGCCGUGAUCCCGGCCUCGACAAGACAACGGCCGCCGUUUCGCUAGCGGCGAGACCCUGACACUCCUGACCUGACGGCGUCGCCCUCCAGUUACGAGACUGCCCCCCUAUCCGCCGCGGGUCUCGCUCGGCUGGGAACCGUGGGCUCCCUGACGGGCCCAUCUGCACCCCUGCGGGCCCACGGGCUCUCAGCACGGCACAGCCGCGCAGCGCAGCAGCCCCCAGACUCAGUCACCUUUUUCUUUUUCUUUUUCUUUUUCUUUUCUUUUCUUUUCCUUUUUCUUUUAAUUUCUCCCUAGCCUCACCAUUAUUUUCUUUUCUGUUUAAUAUUAAUCCCUGUAUGCUGCUGUUUUUUUUCCAGUAAAUAUCAGUAAUUAAUUAAUCCAGGGCUGGUUCUCCUGCUGCUGGCUUUGCGCCA
Molecule: messenger RNA, 2025 nt
Organism: Panicum virgatum (switchgrass)
Lineage: Eukaryota; Viridiplantae; Streptophyta; Magnoliopsida; Poales; Poaceae
Product: bHLH transcription factor RHL1-like
Exons: 7
Coding region: 177-1616 (479 amino acids)
Biological process (GO): regulation of transcription by RNA polymerase II
Cellular component (GO): nucleus
Molecular function (GO): DNA-binding transcription factor activity, RNA polymerase II-specific; protein dimerization activity; RNA polymerase II cis-regulatory region sequence-specific DNA binding
Source: RefSeq, a predicted model, not a curated record